AUGGUGGCUUGUCCCCAUUCUGCCUUUCUUCUUAUUUUUUGGUUUCCAGGACUUUGGAGCAAAGUUCAUUAUCAAGAAAGCAGGGUCAUGACUUGGAUUACGAGGACUGCGAGUUUGACGCUGUUGUUUAUGUUGUCAGCACUUGUUCGUUGGUGCCUAGGCGAUGAAAUCAUGGACAUGCUGUCUCCAUUCAUCAACUUGAAGGAACUGGCAGAACAAGCAGCGAAAGAGGUGGCGGACGACGGAGCUCCCACUGAAGAAGUUGAUCAGACGUAUCCGCUGGCGUCGGUGGAAAUGGACGCGUUGAUGCAGAUGUAUCGUGACUGCCGCACGAAAGAAUCAGCAGCCAUGCGCUCGUGGUGCACUGGCGACGAUGACGACUUGUAUCUUCGUGAGACGAACGAGAGUACAGCAUUUUGUCCGCAUGGCGUAACAACCCACCCAUGCACUGGCCGUAUACUUUAUACGAACAGGAGCUCCAAAGACGAUGACGCUGAGUUCUUGUGGCCAUGGGAAGGACUUCGUUGCGACGCCUUCACAGAUCCGACCACGGUGACACACAUUUAUCUUCCAGACGAGUCAUUGUAUUGUGAGCUAGCCAAGAUCGAUCUGAGCGUCAUGGUGUCGCUCGAGCAGCUCGACCUGUCGGGAAACCAGCUUUUCGGAGAGAUUCCUGCCUGGCUGGGCGAUAUGACGAUGCUGAGAAUGCUAAGCUUAGCGGAGAACCAGCUAACAGGGGACAUCCCGUCGUCUUUGGCCGGCAAUGAUGCAUUCGAACAGAUAAAUUUAUCGAGCAACAACCUCACAGCUUCCACACUCCAGUUUUUCGACGCGUUUCAUCGGCUCCAACACCUAGACAUCUCCAACAACAAAAUUAAGCUACAAUUACCAAAAAACUUGUUUGCCAGCGGAUUCCUACGGACCAUCAACGCCAGCCACAACGCAUUUAAUGGAGACCUCCCAGAGCUGCCAGUAUUCCAGUUCCUCGAGUCUCUUGAUAUGUCGUCCAAUCUUCUGACGGGCACGAUCCCACCGCAACUUUCUCUCUGGGGACGAGAAGACCCACACGAUCCCGACGAGAACUCGUCUCUAGCUAUUGUUGACGUUUCCAACAAUCUGCUGACGGGUGAUCUGCCACUGAUAGCGAACCAGUCCGCGCUGCAACGCUUCAAUAUUCACACCAAUGUCUUCAGUGGGCUCGUUCCGGAAUUUCCUCCAUCACUACACGAGUUAGCGAAACCUGCCGACUUUGACGGCAAUCGACUGUUGUGUCCGAUACCUGCCGUGUUGCUGCUGCCAAGCAACCUCACUUGCGUCUGUGGCGAUGGCUAUACCAUCAAGUCGACCGGAGCUACCAGGAACUCAUUAAGUCUAGAAUAUACUGAUGCAAGUGACGACUCGGACCAAAUGAUCCCGGCAAGCGCGUUUACUGAGCUCUGCGUUGCAUGCCCCGAAGGCUCGUACUCGAACUCGAGCACUGGCCAGAAGUGCCGCUCGUGUCCACCAGGAUCUACUCCGGAUAUUACGUCGAAUGGGAGAGCUGCCAACUGCAGAUCGUGCCUCCCUGGUACUUUUGCUAACGAAAGUGCUUCACCUGCAUGCACGCCGUGUCCACCGGGGACAUUCGCAGCCAGUGUUGGAGCGACAUCGUGUGAUCCGUGCAGCCCAGGAGAGUUCACAGCAGCUCAGGGCUCUACAAGCUGUUCUGCAUGCGCUGUUGGAACGCAUUUCAACUCAACCGGAGCGACAGUGUGUGCUUCGUGUCCAGCUGGAACCUUCGUGCACGCUGAGGGCGAGGCAGAGUGUUUAAUGUGUCCGAGAGGCUCGUAUCAAGACGAGGCUGGAUCGGUGGAGUGCAAACCAUGUCCGGUUGGGUACGUCGCGCCUCAACUGGGCCACGUCAAGUGCUCUCCAUGCUCUCCAGGGAGUUUUUACGACGUCAACAUCAAGACCUGUAUGCUUUGUCGUCCAGGAACAUUCACAAGUGCAGCGGCGCAGACUGAAUGCAGCGAGUGCGAGAACGGAACUGUGGCUGAAGGUGUCGGCAUUGAUACGUGUCUUUCAGUUGCAGCUCCUGGAUGGGGAUUUCAGGCUGCGACGGCGCCAGUACAGUGCCAACCAGGGACGUUCAACGAUGGCAAGUGGAGGACUUGUCAACCUUGUUCACCUGGGUCUUUUGCAGCAGAUAUGGGUUCUCGAAUGUGUCCAUCUUGUGCGAAAGGCAGCUUCGCGUCCAGCAUCGGCUCUUCGUAUUGUGAGAUGGCUCCUCCUGGGUCGUUCGUCCAGUCUGAAGGUGCAGUCCAAGCAGAGCUGUGUGAUUCGAACCACAUUGCUGCAGAUAGUGGCUCGAAAGAGUGCACUCGAUGUCAGCCUCCUUCCUUCAGCUUUCUUCCUGGUGGCGUUGAAUGCAGUUUGGCCAGACCUGGAGAGAUCUACGAUCAUGUGAAGUGGCCUCGCUUGGCUUUGGACUUGGCAGGAAUUGAGCAGCACGACCUCGUGGAUACUACAGAUGGUCAAGCAUUACCGAUCGAUGUACUGAUUCAAUCCUGGACGGAUGCACUGACAAGUUAUUCGGGCUCAAGUCGUCCGUUGCACGUGUUACAAGUGACACAACAGUCCGAUGUAACGCAACUGACGCAGAUUAUUGUUGCAGUGGAGACGAGCAGCCCAUUGCCGACCAAGUUACAAGCAGAUAACAAGUUGGAGAAGGAGUUUGGUGAUGCCAUUCAUCAAGCAGCCGAAGCGGCGGAAAGUGCAUUGGACGAUUUACUAGAUGAACUCAAAGGAUCAAGCGAUGGGAAAGAGAGGCGAGAGAGUGACAUCGAUCUCUUGGCAGAUCUGGUGAGCUCAGGUUCUUUCCGAGACGCUCUGGUACGUCAGUUUGGUCGUGCGAAUCUGUUCCAAGGCGCGUUGGCUUUCAGUAUGGUGAACGUAUCGAUGCUCGAACCUCCGUUCAACUCAACUCGAGCCCUGGCGUGUUCACCUGGAACAUUUUUCUCUAUCACUGACAAUGAGCGAGUGUGUGUGCCAUGCCCCAUCGGGUCGUAUUCAAGCACAAGUGGCGCUUUGAAGUGCGAAUUGUGUCGUCGACGCACCUUUUCAUCAGAAAAAGGACGGGAAAAGUGUAAACCGUGUCCUCUAGGUUCUGAUGCUGCACCUGGUGCUUCGUCUUGCAUCGAGUGCUCGUGGUUCACGUACGAGUGCGAAGGUUUCUGGCAAGACUUGGUCGUUGCCGUGUGCGUUGGUGCAGCGCUGUUGCGUAUGCUCUACAAGAAAAUACCGAAAUUGUGCGUGGGUGACCAAGCUGUGCAACAGCAAGACGAGAGUGUGGCGCUGAUGACAGCCGUGCGAGCUCAUGGUCGCACCUUCGAUGGUGUGCGGUAUGCGCCGAUGGGCAUUGUUUCAGCUGAUGCGAUGUUUGGUAGCAUCGCCGAUACGGACAACCGGCUGUAG
Molecule: messenger RNA, 3453 nt
Organism: Phytophthora nicotianae INRA-310
Lineage: Eukaryota; Oomycota; Peronosporomycetes; Peronosporales; Peronosporaceae
Exons: 11
Coding region: 1-3453 (1150 amino acids)
Molecular function (GO): protein binding
Source: RefSeq, a predicted model, not a curated record